Messenger RNA from Mesorhabditis belari, 867 nucleotides. NCBI's taxonomy places the organism in Eukaryota, Metazoa, Nematoda, Chromadorea, Rhabditida, Rhabditidae. The record is from the annotation of a GenBank genome assembly.
AUGUCUCACGACAAGCAAGAGAGCGAAGAAUCUGGAGACGGUGAAGAGAUUUUCGAGGUGGAGGAGUUGCUUGCUACCAGGGUCCACAAGAAAAAGCGAGUCUACUUGGUUCGUUGGAAAGGGUAUGGGGAAGAACACAAUAGCUGGGAACCUGAAGCAAAUUUGAUGGAAUCAGCGGCAGAAAUUGUGGAAGACUUCAAAGCCCAGCUGGCCGCAAAACGAUCUUCUACUACUCCAAAGCCGCUCAAAAAGCGCCCAGUGCACAUGGUUGACGGCGAUGAAGAAAAUGAAAGCUCAUCUUCAAAGAAGAGUCGCAUGAGCCGAAGCCUUUCGAAGGAUGACAGCAAAGAUGAUGAGGAUGAAGAUUAUUCUGACAGCAAGAAGUCAUCUAGCCGCAAGCGCACCGCUACCGUGCACAUGAAGAAAGCAGUACCACCACCAAAGCCACUUGGAGCAAUUGGUCAAUCUUGGCUAAUGGAAAGCAGCGACGAUGAUGAUGAGAAGAAAGAACCGAAGAAUGACCCCGAAAAUGGCGCUGUUGAGAAGGAAGGGAAAAGAUCGGAAACUCGUGAAGCCGAGCGUAAAGCAGAAAAAGAACGCAAGAAACUCGAGAAACAGAAACGCGAAGAAGAAAAGCGCAAAAAUGCAGGGUCUUUCGUGGCCAAAGUUGACAACAAAGCCGACGGUGAACCAGAGGGUGGACUCCUUCCUUUGGUUAUGAAAAUUCGACGUGCCAUGUACACAGAAGGCAAAUAUUUUGUCAAUGUGGUGGUGGACAGCGAAGAAAAAGAAAUUCCACUUGACGAAGCCUGGAAGUUGAACCCCCAUGGACUGAUGCAACACCUCAUUUCCAAGUAUCCAUUUGAA